AUGAGGAAGCAAUUAAAGUAUCUUAUUGGUUGCAAAAUUAAAAUUUCUUUUCUUUUCCAGAAUAUUCCAUUUUCUAUUGAAAACAAAUGGCGAUUAUUGGCAGUAAUGUGUGCAUUUUUCGGAAGUGGAUUUGUCUUCCCUUUUGUUAUAGUCAGACACCAGCUCCUUAAGAAAUGAAGAGGACAGGCUGUAAUCUCGCUAACUGGAGCUGAAGCCUUCUACACAGCAACUUUCAAUGGGAAGAUGACUGAAACUAUAUACCAUGCUGGAUAUGUCUGUAAAUAAAUCUUUAAUCUGAAUAUCUUGGACUGUCUGUUUUGUGAAACUCCUGAAGCCCUUCAAAUUGCAAUGCACUGACAUUAGGGUGAACACUGAUGUUCUUUAUCUCCUGUUCUUAAACUGAAAUUGUUAUUUAUUCUCCUUCCUUUUCUUCUCUCCAUCUCUGUAAAGCUAAAAUUGGGCUAAUGGAGUUUUAGGAUGGACUGGAUACUUAAGUCGCUUUGCGAUGCUGUGUGGACAUCUCAGAAGUCUUUAGAGUCACUGUAGAGUAAUGACCUGGGAUAGAUUAGGCAAUAAGCCUAACAGUGGGUAUGCUGUCAGUAAUCCAUGCCACAGAAUUUGCGUCUUCAGUAUUUCAGGUUGAUUAGUUGAAAACACUUAUUUGGUUUUGUUUCCAUGCUUAGGAGUUUCUCAUGAGUUUUGUUGAAGUUCUUCUGCUAAAGAUCCCUUCUGUCUGCUGCCUUAUUGCUGUGAAUAUAUGGGUUGCCCUAUGAAGAGUCUUAGCUGAUUUCCUAAUGCUUUAGGCUUGGGGUAUAAAGUAACUGGAAACAAGUAUAUAACAAGGCAAUAACUACAGCCCGUGCCAGAAAACCUAUUGGUGAUAGGGAUUCUAUAGCUUAUCAAAAUUUCUUAGUUAUUACUAAGAAAUUAGUUGCUGUAUCUAAAGAAUUGAUAGCUUUAAGUUUGCAGUUCUAGUCUUAGUGUACAUUCGUGCCUAAUAUAUAAUCUGAAUAAUUAAAGGCAAUCUCUGAACUGUUAAGAAUACUGUCAGGAUACUUCUACCAACUUGGAUAUGACAAUCAUAAAUUUAAAUGAGUGCCCCUGUUCAUGGCAUAGGUACGAAGUCAUUUUCAUAUUAAUCUAUGCUGCAGUAGUGUAUCUACUUAUUUUUAGCAGCUCUUUGUUGGGAGUACUUCACUGGCUAAAUAUGUAACUUCAAUACUGGGUUAUGCUAGUGUAUUUGUUAUUUUAUCCUUUCAAAUAAUGCUGUUACCAGAAUUUUGAUUUGCUUUCCUUGAGUGAGGUUCUUUGGCUUGCUUUUCUUCCUAAAACAAGCUGUUCUAUAACAGUGUAAUAUGGUUUGCAACAUCUGUCAGCUUGUGAACUUGAAAGGUCACUUCCACAACAGUUCAGGUUCUGCUAGUAUAGUUCAAAUCUAGGCUAAUAUCAGUUGAUUGUGAAAUACAAUCAAUGAAGUGUGUAAAAGGGGCAAAAAAUAUCAUAAUGGAAUAGUAAUUGGGUGCCACAUCUCUCUUCCUAGUGGUGCCUUUAAAAUGAUGAGUAGUGUCUGAAGAGAUUGGGAAGAGGCAAAGAGGAAGAAUAUAUCUGUUGAUAAAACUGUCACUGGAAGCAGAAGAAAACCUAAUGAAGGAUGGUGAUUUUGGUCAAAGGACCAGCAAUGGCCAAAGGAAAAUGAUUGUAUGGAGAAAAUCUCAUGAUUCAGAGGAAGGAUCCCAAACUCUAGAGGUUUCAGAUUGUAAGAAUGAGGUAUAAUUUGUUUCUUACUGUAACUUUUCUUUUUUGUCUAAAGAAUAAUUGCUUUGAACAGACUUUUACAGAGUGUGUUGUCCCUUCAUGUCUUGGAGUGAACUAAUGUGUGUUUACAGUGUGGCUGUCAAAGCAUUCUGUUCCCCUGUUAUCUAGGAAAUCUGGAAAAGCUGACAGUAAUUUCUUGGUCUAGGGAUGGGACUAUAGCUUCUUCCAAGAAUUGAGAUGCUAUAAAAAAAAAUUGUGCUGCUUAUGCAAAAAUCAAAUUGAACUACCUUUGUGGGAGCUUCUAGACACUCAUGUGCAACAGGAAGUAGCUGAGACUCAAGUCAGAUGUCUCUGUUGUGCAGAGUAAAUAGUGAAAGCCUGUUACAGAAUCACAUUUUUCGUACAGCAUAGAGAUUUAACUUCCAUUGUGUAUUUAACUUGUAGCACUCACUAGUGCUUGAUCACAUUUUAAAUAAAGCUUUCUCUUUCAUAGCUUU
This is a messenger RNA of Struthio camelus australis, 2252 nucleotides long. The record is from RefSeq and is a predicted model, not a curated record. NCBI's taxonomy places the organism in Eukaryota, Metazoa, Chordata, Aves, Struthioniformes, Struthionidae.